Molecule: messenger RNA, 3091 nt
Organism: Pomacea canaliculata
Lineage: Eukaryota; Metazoa; Mollusca; Gastropoda; Architaenioglossa; Ampullariidae
Exons: 10
Coding region: 429-2267 (612 amino acids)
Source: RefSeq, a predicted model, not a curated record
AUAACUUACCCGCUAUUACAUUUUGCAGGACACAACAAUAUAAUUUCAGUUGAGUUUCAUGCUGAAUCAUAUGUUAGCUGGAAAAAUUUUAAGCAAUUUCUUCUCUCUGAAAGAGGAUACAUUAUAUUAAACACGGAAUAUUUCGGCAGUGACAACACGAACUACACUGUAGAAUGAAUAUUUUAAGCUGAUUCACUGCUUCCGGUGAAGUACACACUCGACUCUCCACGACUGUAUUAAAUGAAACAAGGAAAUAAAUACUUUUGAGCCCCGCAGUGUGUUGUUUGCUGUUUGCACGAGAAGCUGUAGACAACAUGAUGUUUGAUUGUGUCUAAUAAGUAAAUUUGAUCUCGAUUUUGGAAACAAAAAGUGUUACCCGUGUAUGUCCGCUGCAUUUUUUGCUUUGCUUCUGAUAAACCUAGGAAACGAUGGCUGUUUGGCAACUUUGGAUACUAUGUGGUAGUUCACUGCUGGCUUCAGGGCUUUGUUUAGCAUUGUCCAUACGCGGCUGUGAGCAUGGUAGUGCAGACGCUGUCGAAGACUCAAAUCCAGUUUUCACAUGCAGUGAAUACACAACAAACGGACCGAAUUGGACUGUUUAUAACGACGAGGGACAGCAGCUUUAUUCUGGUUCUUGUAGUAUGGGGUCAUGCACACCAUCCAACAAUCAGUUUCUACUAGAUCAAGUGAAGCUUAAAAAAAACAAAAUGUAUACAUCCAGGCUGACGAUAAAGAACAUCACGAGGAACUCGGCUCGUAAACUAGUUUGCAGCUAUUCAUCGCCUUAUCCAUCAUGCGACAUAAGAAUAAUUGUCCCUCCACUAUACAAGGCUGGCAGCUGCAGUGUAUCUAUUUCAAACUGGAUGGUGACUGGAAGAUGCACAUUAAAGCGGAUGUUCUCUUCAGAUAAUAUGUACAAGUGUGGAUGGACACAGAAUGAUAAGAAGGAAGAAUUUGGGAGUUUACAAAUCACAUCCAAGAACUACACCGAAAGGAACUCAAAGAGUAACAUUAAUGGAGUUUGUUUAUUCACAAAAACAAUGCCUGUUGACGAUGGUCACUACACAUACACUAUGAAGGUAUCGCUAAACACCAGUGCCUAUUUCGAGAAAACUUUGUACAUUGCUAAGCCGUAUCCUGUAAGACUCAACCACAGCUGUCCAAGUAAUGUUUUUGAGGGAUCAGAUGUAAGCUGUAAAUGUUAUUCUCACACAACUGGAAGUCCACCAGCACACAUUGAGUGGGACGGAAUGGAUAAUGCAACACUUCUGCUCAAAAGUGUAAGACGAGAAAUGAACGAAGAACAUUUCACGUGUCGAAUGAUUUGGGGCCCAAAUGGUUUAAUAAAUGAAACCAGUGUUUUCAACCUGGAUGUAGCAUAUGGUCCAUCGGGAAUUUCCAUCCAGAGCAGCACAGAGACAUCAUUCGAAGAGCCACAGACUGUAUUAACAUGCAUGGCAAUAGAUGUGUACCCUUCAGCCGAAUUUCACUGGAACAUCUCGUGUGAUAAUGAGACUUACACUGUCAACACCAGCACGUGCAUGCUCCCAAGAGCUCGUGUUCAAGACGACAUGACAGUAGCUUGCACGGCGAACAACCGGAUCUUUAAAAACGAGUCUCUAUCUGGAUUUGUUGUUCUAAAUAUCGCAGAAAACAAUGGUGAAGGAGGAAUAAAUCGAGGUGUUGUUGCAGCAGGAGCAGCAGCAGCAGCUGUUAUCAUAGCUGUCAUUGUUUCCCUUAUCGUUGUUUACCACAUUAAACGACGAAAUAUCAACAAAGCCGAGAGUCCAGCUGUUCGCUUUUCUGUGCCAUCAGGUGAUCAGUUCACCAUUUCCACCAUAACAACUUCUGGUCAUGCCAAUAACGAUAACCAUGUCACAUCACGUGAGGUAAUUGAGAAAAAGUCAUGUUCGGCAGAAAGAAGCGCUGAUCAUCAGGCUAGGAAUACUCAUCGACAAGUGAAUGAAAGAGAGAACAAAGCAAAAAACACAGCACAACCUCACCCAUCAAGCACAGGCAAUGAACUAUUCCAGGACAUAUCAGCAACUAGUUGUAUGAACUUCACAGAAGUGGAGACGAAUUCAGGUUUUUGUGUAUAUCCCAUAGUUACACUGGCUGCUGCGGUUGGAACCAAAGUUUGUGAUACAGGACAGGCGACCAACACGUCCGUACCUUUAGAAGACGAUUACACUGUCUUGUGGUCCCAAGAGGCUCGAACUGAACAAGAGGACUAUGAGGCCACCUACAACCACCUAGACUUUAGUUAAUUAUUUUUUCUCAAUGAAGCUUGUGAUACGACUUGAAUUUCUUUGACUUUUCUUAUGUCAAAAAGAUGAACCACUUUACAUGACGGGAGGGUUGGCUGAGAACCAUUACACCGUUACUUACUUUAUUAUCUUCAUCUUGCUAUUAUAAAAAAAAAACCAUCGGCUUUAAAGUUUUGCUUUUUACAAAAGUAUGUCAUGUUUUAUUAUUAUUUUUAGUUUACUGUGAUAUAUGUUGUUCAGUAUUAUGCAAUCUGUGUUGUAAACUUAAAUCACGUUUACUGUGUGAACAAUUUAACAAGAUACAAAAAAUUUAGAGCAUUAUCAUACCAUGAAAAAAUAAGAAAUCAAGAAAGAAUUUACAUGUAUAGUAGUCUUACAUGAAAUUUGGUUUACCAAAUCGAAAUAGAAAAAUAUAAAAAAAAACUUUUUGUACAUACUAACCCAAAGUGUCAAAUUCUUCACUUGUUGGAUUUUAGUUGUUAUGUAGAAAUGAAUAAACAUAGUUUAUGACAACCAAAAUGAUGAAACAUUAUGUCCAGUUAUUGUAAUUCUCAAGUGUGCUUAAGCAUAAAUGAUCUAAAAGCGCAUUAACAGUCAUUUGAGGCUAAAAAUCUGUUAACUUUUAAUGAAAACAUUUCGAAAUGUGUUUUAUUACAAAGAGCAACUGAACUAGUCAUACUUGAGCAAAUUCUUAAAAAAAUAUUGUAUACAUACUUGAAAGAGUGAUUAUUUACAGAGUGAUCUUGCAAGCCUCCUGCAAAAAGAAGAAAAAAUUAAGUGAACAAAUAUAUAAAACACCAGGAAAGUAAAAAAUAUAGACAGAA